This is a messenger RNA of Cicer arietinum (chickpea), 4576 nucleotides long. Its product is annotated as protein SUPPRESSOR OF MAX2 1. NCBI's taxonomy places the organism in Eukaryota, Viridiplantae, Streptophyta, Magnoliopsida, Fabales, Fabaceae. Gene Ontology annotation, molecular function: ATP binding; ATP hydrolysis activity. The record is from RefSeq and is a predicted model, not a curated record.
AAGAAGACACACAAAAGGAGAGCAGGUUAUUCUGUACACAAAGCAAUAUUUUCCAGAAAUCCUUGCAACCGAUAGUACUUUCAUUUCCUCCAUCCAUCAAUUCUCCGUUUACUAGAAAUUCUCUCCACUUCCGUAUCUUUCUUUCUCUUCUCUUGUGCAACAGUAAACUAAACCUUUUUUUUUUUAUUUUCUCUUUCUCGUACUCUGUAAUACACCGAUAAUAUUAAUAAUUAGGAUUAGUAGAAUAUAAUAAUAUUACUACUAGGAUAUACUUUUAGUUAAAAUGAAAUUAUAAGUACUACUUUGCUUAAUUGAUUCAUGCGCUUGCUGUGUGACUGAAAAAAGGGUUACUUUAUUUAUAUUCACCGCGCUCUGUGUAUUGAAAAGGAGAGGGAGACAAUAUUAUUACGUUUGUUAAUUAAUUAAAGAUGGAGAUAGAAAGAAAGAAAGAAGAAAAACGGGGAGAGAAAGAGAAGUUCAUGUUCGUGCGUGUGAAGUGAAGAAAGGAAAGGAUCUGAUAUUUCCUUUUCGCGUUGAAUUACGAAACACACUUUUUGGGGUCACACGCAGCGGAAGGAAACAAAGAUAAAAAAAAAAAAAAGUGAAGAAGGGUAGAGUAGUAGUACUAUUAUAGAGAAGGUGGAAAAAAAAAAAUAAAAUAGAAAGGAGAAAAUUAGAUCCCAGAUAGAUCCAUCCCCAAAGGAAAGAAAUAAAAAGGAAAGUAAAGUUAAAAAGUGGCUUAAAGCAAGUCUAUUCUAGUACCCUAUAUUACUUACUUUCUUCCAUUUUUCUUUUUCAUUGUUUUUUUGUGUUUGUUGUAAAAAGCUUGUUUUGAUUGUUUUUGCCUUUCUCUUACAAAAAUGUUAAUUUGUCUUCUAUAUUGAAAGAAAAAGUGUUCUUCUUAUCUUAUCUCACCUCUCCACAACACACUAAUUUCAUUUUCUCUCAUAAAGUCAAGUAAUAACUUAACUACCCCAGAAACAACACACAACCUUCAUCAUCUUCAAUUUUAAUAACUCAAAAUCAAAUUAAAUCAAUUAAUUCUUUGUAUUUGAAUCGAUAUCGAGUUGCAUAAUUCAACUCGUGAAAUGAGAGCUGGGUUAAGUACAAUCCAACAAACCCUAACGCCGGAGGCGGCUAGUGUUUUAAAUCAUUCAAUCGCCGAAGCCGGACGGCGAAACCACGGCCAAACAACGCCACUUCAUGUGGCGGCGACGCUUCUAGCGUCACCUUCAGGAUUUCUCCGGCAAGCGUGUAUAAAAUCUCAUCCGAAUUCAUCUCAUCCUCUUCAGUGUAGAGCUUUGGAAUUAUGUUUCAGCGUUGCGUUAGAACGGUUACCGACGUCGCAGAACACAGCUCCGUCGGCGAUGGAACCGCCGAUUUCGAAUGCUUUGAUGGCGGCACUAAAACGCGCUCAAGCUCACCAACGUCGCGGAUACCCUGAACAACAACAACAACCACUUCUCGCCGUGAAAGUUGAAUUGGAACAACUCAUCAUAUCGAUUCUCGAUGAUCCAAGUGUUAGUAGAGUGAUGAGAGAAGCUAGUUUUUCUAGUCCUGCGGUGAAAUCGACGAUUGAACAGUCUCUUAAUUCUAUUCCUCCUCCUUCUCCGGCUGUUAAUUCCAAUCCGAUUAUCGGAUUAGGAUUCCGGCCGGGGAUGGUUACACCGGGAGGAGCGCCGGCGAGGAAUUUGUAUAUGAAUCCGAGGUUGCAACAGGGGGGUGUAGGAGUUCAGUCGGGACAACAGAGGGGUGAGGAAGUAAAACGUGUUGUGGAUAUAUUGAUGAGGACGAAGAAGAGGAAUCCUGUAUUGGUUGGUGAAUCGGAGCCUGAAGUUGCUAUUAAAGAAGUGUUGAAGAAGAUUGAGAACAAGGAAUUAGGGGAGGGUGCUUUUAGCAAUGCGCACGUUAUUCAUUUAGAGAAGGAGAUUCCUUCAGAUAGAGCUCAGAUACCUGGAAGAAUUAAAGAGUUAGGGGAUUUGAUUGAGUCUCGGUUGGCGAAUUCGACCAGUGGUGCGGGUGGUGGUGGUGGGGGUGUGUUUAUCAAUUUGGGUGAUUUGAAAUGGCUGGUAGAACAGCCUGUUGGGUUUGGUUUGGGUAACAUGCAGCAACCGGCACUUGCGGAGGCUGGCCGUGCUGCCGUGGCGGAGAUGGGAAGAUUGGUUGCCAAGUUUGGGGAGGAUGGUGGUGGCAGGCUUUGGUUGUUGGGUACUGCUACUUGUGAGACUUACUUGAGGUGUCAGGUUUAUCAUCCUUCCAUGGAAAAUGAUUGGGAUCUUCAAGCAGUUCCAAUUACCAACAGAGCACCUCUACCUGGAAUGUUUCCAAGGCUUGGGACCAAUGGAAUUCUCGGCAACACACUCGAGUCUUUGUCCCCAUUAAAGGCCCUGCAAACUACGGCAAUCACUCCACUGAGGCGUGCCUCAGAGAAUGUAGAUCCUACAUCAGCAUCAACUUGUUGCCCACAGUGUAUGAAGAACUGUGAGCAAGAAGUAGCGGAUGUGUUGAAAGAAACUGAGAAAUCUGAUAUUGAACACAAGUCAGAUGCCUCUCGAGCGCCCCUUCCACAAUGGUUGCAAAAUGCUAGAAGUAACAACGAUAAUGCUAAAGUAAUGGAUCAGGCCCAGAGCAAUAGCCAAGAAGGGAAUGAAAAGAAGAGGACUCAAGAAAUACAAAAGAAAUGGAAAGAUUCCUGCUUGAAUUUACAUCCUAAAUUUCAUCAGCAAAAUGUGAGCACUGAGAGGAUUGCUCCCACUCCUUUUUCAAUGGCUAACCUAUAUAAUGUGAAUUUGCUGGGGCGCCAAUUUCAACCCAAAGUACUUCCAAAUAAAAAUUUGGGAUGCUCUCUUCAAUUGAGCUCGAACUCAAUGCCUAUCCAGCAAUUGGAACCCACGGUGAGCCCACGACUAAGUUCAGUAACCACUGAGCUGGUUCUUGGACAAACCAAGCCAUCUGAUGCCAUUCCAGAAGAGACACAGAGAGAGCGUAUUAAUGACUUUUUGAGUUCCCUGUCUUCUGAGUCACAGGACAAGUUUGAUGAUUUACAUAGCAAAAAAUUACUGGAUGCUGACUCUUUCAAGAGGAUACUGAAAAGUCUGUCAGAUAAGGUGUGGUGGCAGCAGGAUGCAGCAUCUGCGGUGGCCACCACAGUGACUCAGUGCAAAUUAGGCAAUGGUAAAAGAAGGUCAAAGGGCGACACAUGGUUAUUGUUCACGGGUCCUGACAGAAUUGGCAAGAAGAAAAUGGCAGGGGCACUUUCUGAACUGGUAUCAGGAUCCAGUCCAGUAGUAAUCUCUCUUGCACAACGACGUGGGGAUGGAGACUCUGAUGUCCAUCACUUCCGUGGAAAAACAGUUCUUGAUCGUAUAGUAGAGACCAUUCGAAGGAACCCACAUUCUGUCAUCAUGCUUGAGGAUAUUGAUGAGGCCAACACCCUUCUUCGUGGGAACAUCAAACGAGCCAUGGAGCAAGGACGGUUCCCUGAUUCUCAUGGCCGCGAAAUCAGUCUUGGAAAUGUCAUGUUUAUCCUCACUUCAAAUUGGUUGCCAGAGGACCUCAGCUACCUGUCCAAUGGCACUUCACUAGACGAAGAAAAGCUUGCAAAUUCAGCAAGUGGAGGUUGGCAACUGCGGUUAUCAGUGACCAAGAAGGUAUCUAAGCGCAGACCCAGUUGGUUAUCCAAUGAAGACAGGUCUUUGAAGCCUAGAAAGGAAGUGAAUUCAGGUUUAUCAUUUGAUCUAAAUGAAGCCGCGGAUGGUGAUGAAGACAGGGCAGAUGGAUCACUCAAUUCCAGUGAUUUCACAGUGGACCAUGAAGACAACAAUCACAAUGGAAGGUCACCCUCAAAACCUCGCGAGCUUCUGGAUUCUGUGGAUGAUGCCAUUGUCUUCAAGCCAUUGAAUUUCGAUCUUAUCCGUCGCAAUUUCUCUGCAUCCAUUGCAAAAAGAUUCUCUGCUGUGGUUGGAAAUGGGAUCUCAAUUGAAGUACAAGAGGAGGCUCUUGACAAGAUCACAAGCGGAGUGUGGUUAGGCCAAACCACAAUAGAUGAAUGGAUGGAAAAGGUGUUGGUUCCUUCCUUCCAUCAGUUGAACAAGAACUUCAAUACAAGCACCUAUGAUGAUCACGAGUCUUCACUGCUGGUUAAGCUUGAAGAUGAUGGUUACUCCGAUCGCCGGAGCUCACAGGAGUGGCUACCUGCUUGUGUGAGACUCGCGGCAGAGUAGUGGUGAUAGUGUUAAGUAUGGAAUAUUGAAUAUUGAUUGUUAAUACACAAUGGACAUGAGUGGUAAUAUCCGUUUUUGUUGGUUAUAGAAAUGUAAAUAGAUCUCUUUGGAAGGACAAAGUCAAAAGCCCUUUGUAAAAUCGUGAAAAACCGUUAGAGGUGAAACAAGGGUCGGUAUGUGUCAUUUUUCCCCCUUAGAAAAAAUUAUUUAUUUUUUGUCUUAUAAGCUUUAUAAUGUUCUUUUUCCUCUGUAAGCAUAGAUAUAUUUAUUUAUCAAUUAAAAGGAGGGUGAUUAUCAAAUGUUAAUAACAUGGAGCAUUGAUUCCUGCUUUCUCCAUUCUUCAUUUUCUAUCA